Molecule: messenger RNA, 1806 nt
Organism: Brassica napus (rape)
Lineage: Eukaryota; Viridiplantae; Streptophyta; Magnoliopsida; Brassicales; Brassicaceae
Product: transcription factor KUA1
Exons: 3
Coding region: 590-1558 (322 amino acids)
Biological process (GO): response to ethylene; response to auxin; response to gibberellin
Molecular function (GO): DNA binding
Source: RefSeq, a predicted model, not a curated record
GAUAGCUAUAUACAGUCACUAAAACUAGAAACUGGCUUAUUAUGAACCGAUGUGCAUGGAUAUAAGGAAAAAAGAUUAUCUACACUUAUGGGAUUCGCUGUGGCAUUAACUUGUAAAUUAAGUUAUAUGAUCUUAUCAUGUUAAAAACGGAAAGACAUGUAAACUAUAUAUUGUAAAGUAAAUUUUAAAAAUGAAGACAACCUGUAUCCUUGAAGAUUUAAAGAUAAAAAUGAGAUUAUCAUUUAAUAGUAACAGCUAAAUUGGACUAAUGAGAUCAAGUAAUUUAUAAGUUUUUCCCCAAAAAAUCUACAAAUAUGGACACAUUGCAUUGACUGUAAAGUCAAAAUGGAAAUAUGGAAAAGGAAAGGAAAAUCCACCUAUGAAUUAUACACCAAACAUUUUCCGAGUUUAUAUAUGAACACAUAAUAACAAUAUCAAAGAAAAUAUUAAAAGAUUCUUACAAUAAGUCCCGCAAGAUAAAUCUAAUCCUUGUAAUAAAUCCGACCAUAUAUAUAAACUGAUAUCAUUUGUCUUUCUUUCUUCAUCUCUGAUCAGAUCCUAUUGGUCAGAAGAAGCUCGGGUUCCGGUCAUGACGCGGCGAUGCUCUCACUGCAAUCACUAUGGUCACAACUCUAGGACAUGUCCCAGUCGUGGGGUGAUGCUUUUUGGUGUAAGGCUCACCGGAGGUUCGAUCAGGAAAAGUGCUAGUAUGGGAAAUCUUCUUAGCCAUGGGCAUGGGUCGGGUUCUCCGGGUGAUGUCCCUGACCAUGUCGCUGGUGAUGGUUACACUUCUGAGGGUUUCGUCGCUGGCUCUUCCUCUAGCCGCGAGAGAAAGAAAGGAGCUAUAUGGACAGAGGAAGAACAUAGGAUGUACUUGUUAGGUUUAGAGAAGCUAGGCAAAGGUGAUUGGAGAGGCAUUUCAAGAAAAUAUGUGAGGACAAGGACACCAACACAGGUUGCUAGCCAUGCUCAGAAGCAUUUCAUGAGACUAUCUGAUGUGUCUCGUCGCAAAAGACGUUCUAGUCUCUUUGAUAUGAUUCCUCAUGAGGGAGGAGAUACUCCAUUGGAUUUGCAAGCACCAAAAGCAGAGAACACUCGUGUGGAAACAAAAAUGCAAAGGGGUGAUUCGGUUCACCAGACAUUUGCUUGUAAUUCCAUUCAUGCAACAAUCGAAGAAUCUGAAUUAAUGGACUCAACAAACUCUACCAUUAAGGAACCAACCCCAACCACACAAGUGCGUUCACAACCUCAACCGCAACGACCUGGCUCGUACCCGGUACUGUAUCCAGGCUACUUCUCACCAUAUUACCCAUUUCCAUUCCCAGUAUGGUCUGCGGGUUAUGUUCUUGAACCAGCCAAGAAAGAGGAAACUCACGAGAUUUUCAGACCGACUGCAGUGCACUCGAAAGCUCCCUUCAAUGUCAAUGGGCUUCUUGGUAUGACUACUAAGCUCAGCCUUGGAGAGCCAAAAGAGAAUGGUGAAUCCGAUCAGUCUCUUUCGCUGAAGCUAGGUGGAGGUUCAGAGACGAGACAAUCACCAUUUCACCCGAAUGCUUAGUCCUCCUGAUAGUUCAGACAUCGCCAACGUGAUACAUGCGGCUUAAGGAUUUGCGGGCAAGAUAUCUUGUCAUUGGUUGGGGGUUUAUUACAGGUUAAUUAUUUGGUCACAGUAACUUAAAAACAAGAUUUGCUUUGUUAGUUUUAGGGUCUUUUAGUUCAGCUUUGAUUAUUUGCGAGAGAGAGAAAAAUAGAAACAAAAAGGGAAAAACAAAUUAUUACAUUUAUUAUUAAAUUGAUCCUUUUGUA